Molecule: messenger RNA, 873 nt
Organism: Spodoptera exigua (beet armyworm)
Lineage: Eukaryota; Metazoa; Arthropoda; Insecta; Lepidoptera; Noctuidae
Source: the annotation of a GenBank genome assembly
UUUUGUAAUUCGUCAGGUAUAUAUUGUCAAUAAUUACGAACGAUUAGUAGUAGGUGUGGUAGCGGUGAAUCUUCCAUCAUGAUUUCUUUCUUCAUCUAUUUGGGUCUUGUCAGUUAUGUCGUUUCAAGCCCCACGAUAAAAUCCUUGGAGGAUCUCAAAAUCGUUGGAGGUGAGAGUAUCGAAAUAACUGAUGCACCAUACCAGGUGUCUUUAGUGAGGAGGGGCAGACACUCUUGUGGAGGAACCAUCGUCGCUAAAGACAUUAUUGUCACUGCUGCUCAUUGUGUUAUGGGAACAUUCCCAGAGGAAUACCAAAUUCGUGCUGGAUCAUCGUAUAGCGAGAAGGAAGGUCAAUUAUAUCCAGUUGGAGACAUAGUCUGGCAUCCUAGCUUUGAUUAUGGCAAAAUGGACAGUGACAUUGCCAUACUUUGGCUGUCAAAGCCUUUGGUAUUCAGUGACAAAAUAAGACCAGUAAAUUUAAUGGGAAUAGGCGAAGAAAUAAAUGAUGGCGCCGAUACGAUUGUAACUGGAUGGGGUAAUCUUUAUGAAAUUGGUGGCAUGCCAAGCACACUGCAGAGGGUAACAGUUCAGAAAAUCAAUGACGGAAUAUGCAAUAAUGCUUACAAACCAUUGUAUGCUAUAACUGGUCACAUGCUCUGCGCUGGUGCACUCGGAGGUGGAAAGGAUGCUUGCCAGGGUGACAGCGGCGGACCUUUAGUUCAUAAAAACAAGUUAGCUGGAGUCGUAUCGUGGGGUCUAGGAUGUGCCCGACCUGAAUACCCAGGAGUCUACUCCAAGAUCUCAGCUUUAAGAAGUUGGAUCGACGAAAACAUCUAUCAACUCAGAUGGAAACAUAUGUGGAGGAGUAUUUAA